AUGGAAUUUACAUUUACACAUAAGCAUUUUUAUCGUUAUCUUCAGCUAUGCCAUGCGAUACAGGCUUAGUCUUCGCUCUCUAAUCUCACAUUGACAGACUCAGUUUUUCUUAAGGAUGCAACCCGUAAGAAGGGCAUGAUUUCUCGGGUAUACACCCAGCUAUUGUCCACAGCACAGGAUCAAGCUAGUCUCCGGAGCAGGGCGCAGUGGUCCCGGGAUAUUGGAGAGUUUGCUGGAGAAGUCUGGGAUGCUGCUCUGGAAUCUGUUCCGGGAAUUUCUCUUUCUUCCUCUCAUAAAUUGUCUCAAUUGUUUAUUCUGCAUCGAGUAUAUAGGACCCCUGUGCAACUGUAUCAGUGGGGCAGGCGGGAUUCACCUGAUUGUCCAAGGUGUAGGGUCCAGCAGGGUGAUUUCACUCAUAUGCUCUGGCAUUGCCCCAAGUUACAUAGAUAUUGGAGUGAGGUUCUCCUAUUUAUUUCUCUA
Molecule: messenger RNA, 480 nt
Organism: Staurois parvus
Lineage: Eukaryota; Metazoa; Chordata; Amphibia; Anura; Ranidae
Source: the annotation of a GenBank genome assembly